This is a messenger RNA of Meriones unguiculatus (Mongolian gerbil), 1323 nucleotides long. RefSeq names its product PRAME family member 12-like. The transcript has 4 exons. Gene Ontology annotation, biological process: positive regulation of cell population proliferation; negative regulation of DNA-templated transcription; negative regulation of apoptotic process. Gene Ontology annotation, cellular component: cytoplasm. The record is from RefSeq and is a predicted model, not a curated record. Lineage: Eukaryota; Metazoa; Chordata; Mammalia; Rodentia; Muridae. The coding region runs from base 1 to 1323 and encodes 440 amino acids.
AUGAGUGCUCAGACUCCACCCACACUCCUGAAGCUGGCAAGGCAGGCUCUGCUGAGAGAUGAGACCGUGGACAUGUCAGCUCUGGACAAACUGCCCAUGGAGCUCUUGCCAGCACUAUUCAAGGAGGCCUUGACUGGCAGACAUACUAUGACUGUGAAGGCAAUGGUGGCAGCCUGGCCUUUCCCCUGUCUCCCUGUGGGGGCAUUGAUGAAGACCCCUGACUUGGAAACCUUGCAGGCAGUUCUGGCAGGAGUAGACAUGCAGCUGCAAAGAAAGAUUCACUCCAGGAGGAGAAAACUUCAGGUUCUUGACCUGAGGAAGAAGCACCAUGAAUUCUGGAGCAUAUGGGCUGGUGCAGAGGAGGGUGACUGCUCAGCAGAGGACCCAGAUGAGCAGCAAGUAGUGAAGGUCCUUCCACGAUAUGCACUGAGGUGGCUCCUGAAGGUGGUAGCUGACCUUUGGCUCAGGCCAUGUUUCCAUGAAGAGCACAUCGAGACUUUGGAACUGAUGAUCAGUUGGGAUAUGUUAAAACUGUCACAAGUUGCUCCUUUCCUGGGCCGGAUGAGAAAUCUUCGCAAAUUCUUCCUGACAAAUACCGUCAAGAAUGUCUUCAUCAUUGGCAACAGGACAACAGACCAAGAAGAGAAGUGUAUCAGGAAGUUCAUUUCUCAGUUUUACAAACUCGACUGUCUUCAGUAUCUCUCCAUGAAUGGCAUCUACUUUCUUAGAGACCACCUGCAUCUGGUUCUUGGGUGCCUGAUGGCUCCGUUGGAGACCCUGUCCAUCACCUCCUGCAACCUUUCACAGUCAGACCUGAAUUCCUUGUCCGAGUGCCCGAAGCUCUUUCAGCUGAAACAUCUGGACAUGAAACGUGUGGGCUUAACGUCUUUGGAUCUUAGGCCUCUCCAAAUCCUCCUAGAGAAUGUGGCAGACACUUUGCAAUCCCUGGACUUGAAGGCUUGUUGGAUUUCAGACUCUCAUCUCACUAUGCUCAUACCUGCCCUCAGCAAGUGCUCUCAGCUGGCCAAUGUCAGUUUCUAUGACAAUUACUUCUCCAUGCACAACCUGAGGAAACUUUUGCAGCACACAGCUAACUUGAGCAAGAUGAAUGUGGAACAGUACCCUGCCCCGCUGGAGUGCUAUGAUGAGUUGGGCUAUAUCUCCACAGAGAGAUUUACCCAACUCUGUGCAGAGGAAAUAGAUAGACUCAGGGCCAUAAGACAGCCCAAGUGCAUCUCCUUUGCUACACUUAUUUGCUCUAGAUGUGGAGAGCGUUCUAUCUAUGACCAAGAACUCAGACUCUGUGUUUGCCAGCAGAGAUGA